UAUAAAAAUAAGAGGGUGUUAUCAACUUUCAUACGUUUGAUACAUAGUUAGUAUAGUACUGUAUGAAAGCUCAAAAUCACAAUAACAUAAUAACAUCAUAACAUUGGUAAGACUGUGUGGACUGUGUCAGAUUGUUGACGAUUGCUUUCAGAGUUUCAGUAUCCCGCCAAAAAACUAAACUUCAACUACUGUCAAUUUUAUUUGUUUUAAAUUAAACAAUUAAUUAAAAUAAAUAAAAAACAAGUAACUCCAGUGAUAAAAUGGCUCCUAAUAAGCAACGUGAUUACGUCAAAGACAAAGAACAAUUGAAGACUUUUUUUGAAGAAUAUCAUACAAUUGACGAUAAAAGUGGCGACAAAUGUUUCAAGUAUAGACAACAACUGACAAAAAUUGCACACAGAGAACAGAUUGCAUUAAACAUCAACCUCGAUGACUUACAUGAUUUUGAUGAUAGUCUUGUUGAGGCUAUCAUAAAAAAUACUCGUCGAUAUGUUAAUUUGGUUCUUGAGCUUGUCCAAGAAAUUCUUCCAAAUUUCAAAGAACGACAUGUACCACCCAAAGAUGCUUUGGACAUUUAUAUUGAGCACAGAUUACUCAUGGAAGCAAGAAAUAGAAAUCCAGGUGAUCAAAGAGAUCCAAGAAAUAAAUAUGCACCUGAAUUGAUGAGAAGAUUCGAGGUAUAUUUCCAUAAUUUUGAUACAGCAAAACAAGUAUCUGUUCGAGAUAUAAAAGCAAAUUGCAUUGGUAAAUUGGUAACAGUACGUGGUAUUGUAACAAGAUGUACUGAAGUAAAACCAAUGAUGGUUUGUGCAACAUAUACUUGUGAUCAGUGUGGUGCUGAAUCAUAUCAAACAAUACAAUCAUUGAGUUUUAGACCAUUGGAUACAUGUGAAAGUGAUGAUUGUAAAGUUAAUAAAGCUGGUGGUCGUUUGUACAUGCAAACAAAAGGCUCAAAAUUUGUUAAAUUUCAAGAAAUUAAAUUACAAGAACAUAGUGAUCAAGUACCUGUUGGUCAUAUACCAAGAUCAUUAACAGUUUAUUGUCGUGGUGAAACAACACGUAAUUGUUUACCAGGUGAUCAUGUUAUUGUUACUGGAAUAUUUUUGCCACUUUCUAAAACUGGUUUUAAUCCAAGUGCUGGUGGUGCAUUAUUAAAUGAAACAUUUCUUGAAGCACAUAAAGUUACAACAUUAACAAAUAUGCAAACAAUAAGUGAUGCAAGUCGUGAAUUAACACAAGAAGAACUUGAAAAAUUUACAAGUGAUGAUUUUUAUACAAAACUUGCAUGUUCAAUUGCACCAGAAAUUUAUGGUCUUGAAGAUGUUAAAAAAGCAUUGUUAUUAUUACUUGUUGGUGGUACAGAUAAAAAAAAAGGUGAUAUUAAAAUACGUGGAAGUAUUAAUAUUUGUUUAAUGGGUGAUCCAGGUGUUGCUAAAUCACAAUUACUUGGUUUUAUAACACGUCUUGCACCAAGAUCACAAUAUACAACUGGUCGUGGUUCAUCUGGUGUUGGUUUAACAGCAGCUGUAUUAAAAGAUCCAUUAACUGGACAAAUGAUGCUUGAAGGUGGUGCACUUGUACUUGCUGAUCAGGGUGUAUGUUGUAUUGAUGAAUUUGAUAAAAUGGCUGAUGCUGAUAGAACAGCAAUUCAUGAAGUUAUGGAACAACAAACAAUAUCAAUUGCUAAAGCUGGUAUUAUGACACGUCUUAAUGCAAGAGUAUCAAUUCUUGCUGCAGCAAAUCCUGCAUAUGGUAGAUAUAAUCCAAAACGUACAAUUGAACAAAAUAUACAAUUACCAGCUGCACUAUUAUCACGUUUUGAUUUAUUAUGGCUUAUUCAAGAUCGUGCUAAUCGUGAAAAUGAUCUUAGAUUAGCACAACAUAUUACACAUGUACAUCGUACUGGUGUACAACCAGUAACUGAUAAUCAAGCACUUGAUAUGGAUCUCAUGCGUAGAUAUAUUGCAAUGUGUAAAAAAAUUGAACCAACAGUUAAUGAAGAUAUAACUGAUUAUAUUGUUAAUUCAUAUGUUAAAAUGCGUACUGAAUCAAGAAAUAGUCAUGAUAAAACAUUUACAUCAGCUAGAAAUUUAUUAGCUGUAUUGAGAUUGGCAACAGCACUUGCUAGAUUAAGAUUAUCUGAUACUGUUGAAAAAGAUGAUGUUGCUGAGGCUAAUCGUCUUGUUGCUGAAUCAAAAUCAUCAAUUAAUAAUUCAGAAUUACAAACAACAAAUAAUCAUCAAUCAAUGUCAUCAAGAAUAUUUCGUUAUAUUGCUGAACUUGCUGAUAAUAGUAAAACUGUAACUGUUGCUGAAAUACUUGAAAGAUGCAUACCACAAGGUUUUACUGAUGCACAAAUUAAUGAUUGUAUUGAAGAGUAUGAAGAACUCAAUGUCUGGCAAGUUAAUCAAGCUAGAAGUAAAAUUACUUUCCUCUAAGUGUGCACCUUUUAAUUAAUUUUACAUCUUUUUUUUUCUUUUUUAAUAUUAAUUUAUAUUUGUAUACACACGUUUUUUUUUUUAAUAAUAAAAACAUUUUUUUCAUCAAUUUAAUAAAAUU
Molecule: messenger RNA, 2559 nt
Organism: Aphidius gifuensis
Lineage: Eukaryota; Metazoa; Arthropoda; Insecta; Hymenoptera; Braconidae
Gene: Mcm7
Product: DNA replication licensing factor Mcm7
Exons: 4
Coding region: 261-2438 (725 amino acids)
Biological process (GO): DNA replication initiation; DNA replication; DNA strand elongation involved in DNA replication
Cellular component (GO): nucleus; MCM complex
Molecular function (GO): ATP binding; single-stranded DNA helicase activity; single-stranded DNA binding
Source: RefSeq, a predicted model, not a curated record